GUAUGUGGGGCGUGCAGCCGACCGACUCGGAGCGAGGGACCCUGUGCAGUACGUCAUAUCGCCGUGCAAGACUUACUCAAAACGAAAACAAACAGCACCAAUAAACAGACAAGGUAUUUCAAACACAACUAAGAUAAUUGUCCUGGGUGCCACGACGAAGAUAGUGUACGCAACAAUGACUUUAAUUUAAUGUGAUUUUUCGGAAACCUGUAUUUUCACGGAAAAUACCACGAGUCGGGAUUCCUUCAUUUUGUGAUCUGUUCUGAUAUUAUACCAUGGAGAUGUUUGAUUCUAUGUGUCGGUCCUCAAUGUACCUCUCAGGACUACUAAACAUCGUUACCGGGCGGGAGGAUGAAUUGGCCCUCAAGAGAAAAGUAGAUGAAAUGAUGUGGUAUCCUCACGAUACGGAUGAUCUCCACCGGAAGUACUUCGGCGGAAGUCGUUCUGAAGGAUUGUGGUUACCAGGAUCUGAUAUGGACAUAAUGAUGGUUGUCAGGGAUACAGUCGUCUUAAGUCUAAAAUUGGGAGAACAUUUCAAAAAAUACUUUUACCACCACAUUUUGAUCAUGAGGGAUGAGGGAUGCAGGCCCGGUCACGUGGUUUUGCAAGUUGGAAAUAUUUCAGUUUUCAGUAAAUCCACGUUUCAAAUGGCCAUCGUUAAACAUAAAGGUUUGCAGGUUGUGUCCAGCAGCGCCUUCCGCAGCAAAUUAGCAUCAUUACAUCCAGGCGUCGUAGAGCACGGUCCAUGCGCCAGCAUAUUAGAUAAUCCAGAUCUGGAAGUUGAUCUUGCCACCGCUUUCCACUGUCCAGAAUGGCCAGAUAUUGCACGUGACUGGAUCACCAGAAGUAGACCCCAUGGUUGGCCGACAGCUGCAAUGAUUGACAAUAUCGUCAAGCAGGGCUGUCACGUGGUUCCUGUUGGAGACAAGACAUCAGAAAACGUGUCCGUCGAAUGGCGCGUGUCUUUUGCCCGAGCUGAGAGAAGUUUGGUACAUUCACUCAACCAUCUUCAAUUCAAGUUGUAUACUCUCCUGAAACUAUUCCUGAAGCAGGUUAUCAAUAAACACGAAGAAGUGCGAGACCUCAUUUCAUCGUACUUUUUGAAGACAGUAGUUUUCUUCGUUGCAGAGAAUACACCAAAGCAACUGUGGUCAAACGGUGGCCUCCUGUUCAUCAACUACCAAAACUGCCUGAAAAUGUUGACUCAGUGGGUUCGCGAAGGCCACUGCCCGAACUACUUCGUCCCCAAGAACAACAUGUUUCUUGGACGAGUAUUUGGAAAAGGUCAAGAAAACCUUGCGAAUAUUCUUGACAGCUAUUGUAGCAUGGGGAUGGAGAUGUUAAAGAAAUGUGAAUAUUUCGAGAAUCUGAACACAACCCCUUCCAUGAAAGACUUGGUGGAAUUGGAACUAGUCUUGAGGAACGCCAAAGAAGCGGAAUUCAGAAAGGACAUGAUUGCAUUCAUGUCGAACACGCUAAUGUAUCCGGUGAGCAGAGAAAACGGACUCAAAUCAGUCAGACGUGCAUUGAAAUUCUUUGGCGACUCGGAAAAGUUCGAAGAUGAAAAUAGUCGUUGGAUACUUCUGCUGAACACACUGCUUGGUACGCUUUCAUUACUCCCUGACCAAGAAAAAAAGGUUAAUUCUGAUGACGAAGACACAGAGGAAUCGAAAUCAAACGAAACCAAAACAAUACUCGACCAAAUGGAGACAAAUACAAAUUUAAAACAAGAGCUCGAACCAUCUAAUUUUUCAAGCAGUUUGUCAAAUAUUGGUGACCAUAACACAACUCCGCAAACCAAAUGCGAUGAAUAUUUGACCAGUAAAGAACCAGGAUGUACAACGGCGACCACGGGUCUCUACACAUGGAAGCCAAGCAACAAAGAACGGUACAGGGAGUUGCGCCGAUGUAAAUAUUCUCUAGCGCACUGUACACAGAUAGACGUCAGCAGAGGAUGGUUGACUCUCGCAACAUUUCUCUACAUGCUUGGAAGCUAUAACAGCGCCUUAAAGAUUCUGCAGCUGGUAAAAGAGUCCUACUGUCACUUCACCAUCUUUAAGAGUUCGUCUGGAGGUAUCGUACCCAAUCAAGAUCGGGACAACGCAUACAAAAAGAACAUUUGUAUCCAUGGCCUAUCGCUUAGAAACAAAACGACUGCUGUCCUUUCUCUAGACAUCUUCAUCAGCGAGACCAAUCGGUUCUGUCCCGAAGAGCUACAAUGUCUAGUUGAAGACACACUGACUGGGUUUCAUAUCCCGCCGUUACCAUAUGCUGCCUUUGCAACGUUCCUAUGCUUCUAUCAUCUCGGAGAUUUGAAAAAGCAGUGCCAAGCAUUAGAUGACCUUCAAAUGAUGAUGUCACACAACGAGCAAGGAGCGCACUUACAUCCAGUUGUCUACAACCUCGUGGGACUUUGCCUUGAACUGACCGGGGAUACGUCGGGAGCUAUUGACCAGUACACAGAAUCUCUGAGGAGGAGACCGGCGUAUAACGGAGCAAAUAAACGGCUAAAGGAACUUGGGGUCGAAAUAAUCUAUCAACGACCACUACAGUCGUAGACAGUAAGACAACUUAACGCACUUUUGCAAUAUUACAAUGGUAUACAUUGCACUAGUAUUUCGGUUUCAUUGUGUUAAAAAUCAUAAGUCGGCAACACUAAUAACACUGAUGCUGACGUCGGCAUCUGUGACGUAGCACUUUAAAGGUUCAUGUUGAGAUCAGAUUUUAUAGAAGAGUAAAUGCGUUUUUGCAUCACGGUGCUUUUAAACAAAACAUACCGCUCAAAAUAUGUUUAUCUAAAUUCAUCCUCAUGCAUGAAACUAAGUUUUACCAGGGACGUCAGUGGCAUUACCUUUUUUAGUAAAAAAAAGAAUCCGGAAUGCACUCGUGUAAUCUGAGACAUCUGAUGAACACAUCUGUGGUAUUGCCAAUUUAUGAAAUAUCUUAAUCUGAAUCUUAGUAUAGUGUUACAGCCUGCUUUCAGGCCAUGUGACACAAGGUUCAAUAAUUCACAUUGUGAUAAUUAACAUGUUGUUCCGGUAUUAUCCCGGUAGCCAGGGCUCAUUUGUAGCUGGAACUCAUCCGUUGUUUUCCAUUGGUUAAACUAAUUAGGCAAAUCGACGCGUUAAAACAGGAUUAUAAGCGUCAUUUUACGUUAAAGGUAACGUGACGUCAUUAUCCCGAACAUCAACACAGAAUAAUAAAUCGUCGACUUCAUCAAUGGAUAAAUAGCAAAGCUUACAGCUACAAAUGAGUUCUGGCUGCUUAGGUAAUACAAAAUGAAAGUGCUAAAUAAAGAAUCUUGUAAUUGUAAUACAAGGUUCGUCUAUUUAUUUUGAAAGAAAUACCGUUUUUAAGAGAUCGUCUGGAGGUAUCGUUCCCAAUCAAGGUCGGGACACGCAUACAAAAAGAACAUUUCAUUUCCAUGGCCUAUCACUUAGAAACAAAACGACUGCUGCCCCAUUUCCUUACAUCUUUAUCAUCGGCACCGUAAGCUUAUGUCCUGAAGAGCUACAAUGUCUGAUAGAAGACAUGUUGGCUGAUUUGCAAAUACCGCCAUAACCAUAUGCAGCAUUUUUAACAUUCUUAUACUACUAUUAUCUCAGACAACACAACGGGCAGGGAGCGCACUUACAUCCAAUUCUCUACAACCUCGUGGGACUUUGCCUUGAACUGAACGGGGAUACUUCGGGAGCUAUUGACCUGUACAUAGAAUAUCUGAGGAGGAGACCAACGUAUAACGGAGCAACUAAACAACUAAAGGAUCUUGAGAUCAAGGACCGUUACAGACAGUAAUUCAACUUAACUCACUGUUUGCAAUACUACUAUUGUUAUACAAGUAAUUCGGGUACAAUGUAAUCCUUAAUGCUAGCAAGUCGGCGAUUAGAAUAACACUGAUGCCGGUAUCUGUGACGCAUGUCAAUAUCAAGGGCUAACAAUCACUUUUGAUAUCAUCGUGCAUUUAGACGGGAGACAUAUGAAGUAUACGUUUCGGAUUUAGACAAAAGAUGUUUAUGCAAAUCUAUCUACGUUUAUGGAAAACUUCUUUUAUACACUCGUGUAAUCCGAGAUUUCUGAUGAACUCGUGUGGUAUUGCCAAUGUAUGAAAUACCUGGUGAAUCUUAUCGUAGUGAUAGAGUCUGUUUUUCGACUGUGUAAUUAUGUUCCGUAUUUCACACGGUGAUAAUUAACAAGAUGUUGUAAAACCCCAGUAACCGAAAUUCCUUUUCGGCUUAACUCAUUGGUGUUGUUAUCCAUUGAUCAAAACGACAGAAAACAAAAAACAGGAUGAAAUGCGAACAUGUCAACGCCAUUUUACGCUAUGGUUACUUGAAGUCGUUAUUCUUUUCUUAAGUAUUCGGGAAGCAUAUUGAACAUUAAACAGGGUUUUCGUCGAUUCAAUGGAUAAAAGCCAAUGAGUUCCUGCUAAAAUAGGAGGGAUAAUACAACAUCAAAGGGAAUAAUGAACACUGUGACAAGGUUCGUCAGUUUAUUCUGAAAGCAAUACCAUUGUGUUCGAAAUGGCUGUAUUGGUGUUAAAUAAGGUUCAACAAGCCCCCUAAAUGAUGGUCUUGUCACCCAAAAUUUAAACCCUCUGAUAAGUCCUAUUUACAGACCCUAAUUUAACAUCAGAAUUUAGAAAGUAAUUUGGAUAUAUAGAAGAUGUAGUUUGCUGGUUUAAACGAUACGUAUACAUAUUGACCUUAACGAAGUUGUUAGUAAUAAGACAUUAUGGCUGAUGUCUUCAUAAAAAUAGUUCACUGGACUUGUAACAUGUCAAUCUCUUUUGCAUAUCAACUGAAUGCUACGAAAUGUCAUAUUAUCUGAAGCUGAUUUAUAUAAAUACGUCAUGCGAAGUUUAAUAUCUCCUUUACUGGCUGAGGAGAAGCAUACCGGCCACAAAUCAUGAUUGAUGUAGUCAUGAAAACCGCUUUAAUCAAAGCAAAAAUCCAAAUUAAUGUAUUUUAACUUAUUGUUAUUGUUGGUAUAUUCUGAAGAAGAAAGGUUAAUGUGACUAAGACUGAUAAAUGAACAAGAUGUGACAUUUCUUUACAUUCUGUGGCGUUACAAAUGAAAUAAACAUGUUAUACUGAUUGUAAAUGAAAAGUGCUACAAUGUCAAUAAUUUGUCCAACUUGUUUUACCAAAAAAUAAAGAAAAACGAUAAAUAUUACGAAAAGGCAAUUGAUGUCAAGUUCAUUUAUUCAUAGAGGUAACACGAUUUCUUGGUUAACAUAUUCUAUUUAAGGUGUCAACUGGACGGAAUAUUCCUGUUUUUCAGUGGAUUAACCUCACUUUUAAAUACAAACAAAUAUUCUCAGUAAUUGCAUAAAAUCGAGGGGGUUGCUAAAGGUAACCAAAAAUUAUGUACACAUCACCUUUGAGCCGUUUUUUGAUUAUUAUGCAUUAAAUGAGACAAUGUAUACAUAAUAGCAUAUGUAUAACAACAAACAUAUCAAAAACUUAUAUCCAAUGACACACAGAUGCGCCCAUGUAUACUGACAUCAAUAUGCAGUAUUGCUAAUGCUGCGUAUAUAAAUUAUUUUGACAAGAAUGUAUCGAGGUCAUGGCAAAAUUUGUAAAACUGAGGAUAAAUUAGUUUACUAUUAUUAACCUCAUUUGAGCUAAGGCUCUUUGAGGGAGUGGGUUUUUUUUGUGUUUUUUUUCCAAAUGUGUACAAUGUUUUAUUAAUAAAUGUAUAUUGUUUAUGCAAACUUAAAAGAACUUUCAACUUAUUUUCUCCAUUUUUCUUUCAUUUUGAGACACUUCAGAAUGUUCAUUGUUGAUUUGUUAAAGUUUCUUGUUACUCAACAAAUGUUUGUUUUAUUUAUAGCAGCAAAAGUAUUGAAUACACAUUUAUAAGAACUGGGCAGUAAUUAGCUUGAACAAGGUACAUGUAUUGAAUUAUAUUCAGUUACUGUAUGUUACCAGUAAUAAGCCCAUGUCCAGUUAUAAGCCCCCACCCCCUCUUCCUUGACUGUUUUAGUACUAAAUAGCUAGUUUAUUCAUCUCACAAUAUAUAAGAGAUCAAUAAAAAAAAUUUUUACAAUUCAUCAACAGUAUACAGCAGCACUACAUAUUAAUGAUGGCACUUAAAUAAAAACUUCCAUUGCACAUACCCAUACAUCACUUUAAACAAGUGCUGCACUAAACUUUAAUAGCAGUACAAUUCCAUUGCACAUACCCAUAUAUCACUUUUACACAACUUCUGCCCUAGGCUUCAACACGUAAAACAGAAAAACCUUGAUAUAAUGUACCUGGUUUUAUUUGUUCACAUUUUUUUGCCAAAGAUACCUUUUUUUCCAUUUUUCAUAAUGAUCCCUCAGUACUUGGCCAAACUCAAUUAAUAACAAUUGUUUUUCUUUAGAAAAGUUGCAAUGUGUGUAUCAAUAUAUGAAAAGGUGAUACAUUCCAGGGUAUAACAAGGUUUCACUAUAAAAUGAAAACAUUUUCACUGAUGAAUGAUCUAAACCAUGAUUGGGUGGGAAUAAUAAAAGUACACCAGUAAACUUUUGCCUGGUAAAAUAUAUUUGCCCUCAUUAUGGAGAGUGGAAAGGGCAAAAGUUAGACAAAAGGAAACAAUUUCCUAUCUAGAAGAUUGUCAUAUUGCAUUAUUUUGAUUUCUUGUCUUGGAAUUCAAUGGAAAAAAGAAGUUCACAUGAUUACAUACCAGAAAUUAAUAGUUAACAUUAAAUUAUACACAAGCAUUUAAUAAAAAUCAUAAGCUAUAAAGCUGCUACCAACAGUUACAACAGAAAUGAUAACAAAUAUUUUUUAAAAAUAUAUACAAUACAAGAAAAACGAUCACAUAUUUCUAUUCAAUUAGCAUUUUUUUCAUCACACAACUAGUCUGAAAUAUACAUAAAUUAUCAACAUAUAUCUAAAAAUAUCUUGUGACAUCUGCUAGGAUAGACUACUAAAGAAUGUUUCGAAUUGGAAUAUAUAAAAUAUCAAAAUAAAACAAUUUGAGAUUGUUGAGUGAUAGGAAGCAGCUUCCAUGUAAAACAAAAUAAAAGUUAUCACAUUCUGCAAAUGUAUUCAGAGAUAUUUCUCUAAAACAUUAUCUGCAGAGUACAUACAUGGAAUAAAAUAACCUUAAUAUAUUCAAUUCUAUAUACAUGGUAAAUCUAAUAUAUAGACAACAAAUUUCAUUAUACCAAUGUGAGUCUUACAUUCAUUCUUGAUCAGGAGCAAUAUCACUGUCCUAAUAGUAUCACAUAGUUCCAAGCUUACAGCUUGCUCAGAGGCCAUAGCCAUGACUUCUACAUUGACAAACUGGUAAGAAACUUGCAUGUGGUCUACAGUAUAAGAAGUUUCAACCCCUAGCUUUCAGCAUGGAAGGCAUGUCAUUUAAUAAAUAGCUGCCGAUAAAAGGAUUAAAGUUACUUU
This is a messenger RNA of Mizuhopecten yessoensis (Yesso scallop), 7388 nucleotides long. RefSeq lists its product as uncharacterized. Gene Ontology annotation, molecular function: protein binding. The record is from RefSeq and is a predicted model, not a curated record. The coding region runs from base 276 to 2558 and encodes 760 amino acids. The transcript has 2 exons. Lineage: Eukaryota; Metazoa; Mollusca; Bivalvia; Pectinida; Pectinidae.